This is a messenger RNA of Ostertagia ostertagi, 210 nucleotides long. NCBI's taxonomy places the organism in Eukaryota, Metazoa, Nematoda, Chromadorea, Rhabditida, Trichostrongylidae. The record is from the annotation of a GenBank genome assembly.
AUGCAUUUUUUUCACAGGUUGGCCGACUAUCCGUUAGAUGUACAAACUUGUGUGGUGGACUUCGCUUCCUACGCUUAUACAACAAAAGACAUCGAGUAUGGUUGGAAGGAGGAGAAACCGAUCCAGAUCAAGGAUGGCCUUCGCCAAUCGUUGCCUUCGUUUCUGCUCAGUAAUGUAAAAACUGGUAAUUGUACUUCUGUCACCACAACA